Anguilla rostrata (American eel) is the source of this 1379-nucleotide messenger RNA. RefSeq names its product butyrophilin subfamily 2 member A2-like. The record is from RefSeq and is a predicted model, not a curated record. Gene Ontology annotation, cellular component: external side of plasma membrane. Gene Ontology annotation, biological process: cell surface receptor signaling pathway; cellular response to lipopolysaccharide; negative regulation of T cell proliferation. Lineage: Eukaryota; Metazoa; Chordata; Actinopteri; Anguilliformes; Anguillidae. Bases 419 to 1183 code for a protein of 254 amino acids. The transcript is spliced from 3 exons.
UACAGCAGUGAGGCGUUGUGUCAUGAUCAAAUAACAAAAGCUCAGCUGCUGCUGUCUGUCACAGUUUCAACAGAAUACAAACGCAAGUUUUACGUGAUGUAUUUAAUUCGUGGCUUCGUCGCAUAAUGUUAAACGAAGCGCUUGCCUCAUUAUUUCAAUCACAGGCGCGCGCAUCUAUUUAUAUAGUUUAUGCAUUCAAGCGUCCUGAGCCAGUUAAAAAUUGUACACGCAAGUACCUUUCUGCCCUCUGCACUAAAUAUAGUAAAGCCGCGGUAGCCAUAGAUGUGAAAGUGAAAGUUAAAAUAUAAUCGUGCGUUGUGCGUGCGUAUGAGUAAGCAGCGUUUUCAUAAUUCCUUUAAUGUAGCCUACCUUAAAGAGUAUUAGCGUAAUCGCACAAAUUUUGACUUUCGAAGAGCUCAUGAUGAAAAACAAGAUGAGAAAUUUCCGUUGGUUUAUGUUGUUGUUCUACGCUAUCAGGACUGAAGGAUUUGCAGUGCGGGGUCCUGCAAUGCCCCUAAUUGUCCAGUUGGGGGCAUCUGUAACGUUACCCUGCUCUGUGGAUACCCCACUACCUCUGCUCGAGCUGGAGGUGCAGUGGAUGAGGGAGGAUUCUGGAUCCCUGGUGCAUCUGUUCCAGGAAGGAGAGAGUAGGCCAGAAUCACAGAGCCCAGCUUACAGCGGCAGGGCCGAUUUUCUCUCUGAAGAAAUCUCCAAAGGAAACUUCUCUCUGCUGCUUAGGAAUGUCACUACUGAAGACAAAGGGCUGUACAAGUGUGUAGUUCACACUGUUCACGAGUCCAAUGAAACAAAGGUGAAAAUAGAUAUUGAACGGCUGGUUGUGACAGGUGCAGACCUGCCGAUCUCUGCAUAUGCAGGUCAGGAUGUGAUUCUGAACUGCUCAGUGGACACCCAUGUUCCUCUCAAAGAGUUAGAAGUAGAGUGGAUAAAGACAAACGGGGAAAUCCUGGUGCUGCUGUUUUCUGAGGGGGAGAACAGACCAGAGUCACAGCAUGAGAGAUUCAGGGGGCGUGCUGAGUUCUUCAGUGAGGAGAUUCCCAAAGGAAACUUCUCUCUGAAACUGAGGGAUGUAAAAACAGAAGACAAAGGAGAAUUCAUGUGCAAAGUCCAUACAGACAGAGAAUCAGUCAAUGCACCGGCAUGGCUACAAGGACUGGGUAAGUAACAUGACCUCACACAAAUUCACUCCAAAAUGUACCAGAAAAGGGGAAAACACAGAGAGUUUAGUGUUUUAAUUGUGAAAUAUGGCUUUUUUUAAAUGACAUGUUAAUGUUGUGCAAGACAACAUUUUGUCAUCAAGUAUGUUUUGUCAUUAUUGUCUCACAUUCAGAUAUUAAUUAUUAAAAUAGCUGAGUCAAGCG